Camellia sinensis is the source of this 2604-nucleotide messenger RNA. The record is from RefSeq and is a predicted model, not a curated record. NCBI's taxonomy places the organism in Eukaryota, Viridiplantae, Streptophyta, Magnoliopsida, Ericales, Theaceae.
AUGGCCGGGGCUUUGCAGCAGUCUAUGGACAUUCUUAGAGUUGAGAAUCAAGUUCAAGCCCAGAUUGCUGAGGCAGGGUUGUCUUUCUUAAAAAGGGAGUUUUUCCAGUCUAAUCCAGAUGAGUUUUUGGGGGAUCCGAAGGAGCUACUGAAAGUGGAUGAAUGGCUCGAGCAGAUGGUGAAGAUAUUCAAGAUGCUUGGCAUCGAAGAUGAUGGUUUAAGGGUAACCUUGGAAUCCUUCCAGUUGAAGGGAGAUGCAGCUACACCAAACAAGACCAAUAUGGAUGUCUUGGAAACUUCAUUAGACAACCUUGAGCAACGGGUUCAUGAUCUUGAGCAAACUCAUGGCCUUACUCAAGGGCAAGAUUGGGAGGAUGUUGUCACUGAACUCAAGCUAGAAAUUGAAGAUCUUAGUGGCCGGGUUGGUGUUCUUACCCGUGCCUUUGGCAAUGCACAUUGUGGUGGCAUGGAAUUCCCUAGGGUGCGUGUGCCCGAGCCCCGUGCCUACAGUGGCGCCCGACAUGCCAAGGAGUUAAACAACUUUCUCUUCGAUAUGGAGCAAUAUUUCAAAGCUAUGAAAGCCGAAGUCAAGGAAACAAGGAUUUCUAUGGCCACAAUGUAUUUGUCCGGUGAUGCCAAGUUGUGGUGGUGGACUAAACAUGAUGAGAUACAACAUGGCUUAUGCACAAUUGAGACUUGGGAGCAACUUAAGCAUGAACUUAAGCUCCAAUUCUUCCCUGAAAAUGCUAAGUAUAAUGCCCAGCGUCCUUUGCAGGAUCUCAAGCACACAAGCACUAUAACAGAAUAUGUGAAACAAUUCUCUAGGCUUAUGCUAGACAUCAAAGACAUGUCAGAGAAAGACAAGCUCUUCUUCUUUCUUGAGGGAUUGAAAUCAUGGGCCAAAGUUGAACUUCAAAGGCAAAGAGUAAAAGAUUUAGCCUAUGCACAAGCAGUAGCUGAGUGCCUUACGAACUAUGCUGAACCUAAUCAACGGGACAGUGGUUCCCCGCACAAGAGUAGGGGAGGUGGAAAGUCCCAAGGCCGUGGCAUACCUAAGAGUGGGGGAGCCAACACUUCUACAUCCAAAACCCAUUCGUGUGGAGGACAAUGGCAACAGAAGAGCUAUGGUGACAAGGCAAAAGCCCCUCAACAGUUCUCUACAAACAAAGCAAAGGUCCCUAUCGCUUGUUUCUUAUGCAAUAGGCCACAUCGGUCAUCUAAAUGUCCACAAAAGCAUGCCUUGAAUGUUUUAGCAGCAGUGCCUGACCAUGUCUCUCAACCAAGUGACGAUGAUAGUGAGGAAGAAGACGUGCAGUCUAGGCGAAGUGGCAAGGGUUCCAAGGCAGCUGGCUCUAGAGUGGGAGCCUUUCAUAUGAUGAAUGCCAUGGAGAAGAAGGCUUCUACAAGAAGGUCUAAGAAGAAUGCCAAGAGUGGCAAAGUGGGCAAGCAUUUAGAUCCUAAACAACUUGUGGAGGCUAAAGAUGAAGACAAAGGGAAGAAACCCAUAUAUAGUGGGGAAUCAUCAGGCAAGUUGAACAAGAGCAAGUCAUCUAACAAAGGUUUGAUGUUUGUGGAUGUAAAACUCAAUGGGAAGCCCCUCUGUGCUUUGAUUGACACCGGGGCCACCCGCAACUUUGUUGCAGGGACUGAAGUUGAAAGACUUGGGCUAUCUUUAGAUAAGGAUGGCAGCCACAUCAAGGUGGUUAACUCGGCUGUGCAGCCCAUCUAUGGGAUUGCAAAAUCUGUUCAUUUGAAGGUCAGCAUUUGGGAAGGAAGAGUAGACUUCACUGCAGUAACCAUGGAUGACUUCCAAGCCAUCCUUGGGUUGGAUUUCUUGAGAAGUACAAAGACGGCAGUCAUGCCUUAUUCUAAUAGUAUGUGUGUCAUGGGGGACAAGCCAUAUCUUAUUCCUGCUAUGGCCGCCAACAACAGUGACCGGUUUGUCUUAGCUAUGCAACUCAAGAGGGGUGUUAGGCAUGAUGAACAAACUUGGGUUGCCACAUUGAAGUUGAAUAAAGCUCUUGAAUCUACUCCUGUCCCAUCCGCAAUCAAGAAGGUCUUAAGGCAAUUUUCAAAUAUUAUGCCUAAACAAUUGCCUAAGGAAUUGUCUCCACGUCGAGGUGUGGAUCAUGAUAUUAAGUUGGUGCCAGGGGCAAAGCCACUAGCUUGUGCACCAUAUAGAAUGGCUAUUCCUAAAUUGAAUAAAUUAAGGAAGCAACUUACAGAGUUAUUGGAAGUAGGCUUCAUUAGGCCACCCAAGGCCCCAUUUGGUGCACCUGUCUUAUUCCAAAAGAAGCAUGAUGGUAGUCUUUACUUAUGUGUGGGUUAUCGGGCCCUCAAUAAGCUAACCAUCAAGAAUAAGUAUCUCAUUUCCCUAAUUGCAGAUUCAUUUGAUCAAUUAAGCAAAGUGAUGUACUUCACAAAGCUAGAUCUUCGAUCAGGUUACUCAAGACUAGCUUCUCCAUUGACAGAGUUGCUAAAGAAGGGCAAGCCAUAUGUUUGGGCAGAAGAGCGCCAACAAGCCUUUCAAGCCUUGAAAGAAGCUAUGUCAAAAGACCCUAUUCUUGCUCUACCUGACUUAGGAUGGUCACACAAUUGCCUAUGA